AUAGAUGAUAAUCCUAUAUAUAUGCACAGUUACCUGAGCAUUAGCCAGAUAAUUCCCUUUAGGGCAAUAUCCUUGCUGACCUGUGACACAGAGCGGAGGGGGCUUGGCAUAGUUUGGCAUGGUGCAGCUCCACCACAGCUCCAUUGUGGUCCUCAGAGGCUUAGUUGGUGGUAGAACAUUCCUGGUGUAAAAAGGAUGCAAUAAUCAUUAAACUACCUCGAGGGAGAGAUCUUCUUUUUGGAUUUAAGAGAGGUCAACCCAUCUCUCGACCGGCUCCUUUUAAACAUUUGAAAUAAGAUUGUGCCCGUGUUUUUCUCUCCUCCCCGAUUGUCCCCCGCUGAAGGUCCCAUCUGCAGCACCUGUGUCUCCGCUUUUGGUGCACGGCCAGUGACCAUCUUCAGUAGCUUCAUGGUUGCAGGAGGCCUGAUGAUGAGCAGCUUUGCUCCCAAUAUCUACUUUCUGUUUUGUUCCUAUGGAAUUAUUGUUGGACUUGGAUGUGGCUUAUUGUACACAGCUACCAUCACAAUCACGUGCCAGUACUUUGACAAACGUAGAGGCUUUGCACUGGGUCUCAUUUCCACAGGCUCCAGCAUUGGCCUUUUCAUCUAUGCUGCCUUACAGAAAGAGCUGAUUGAACUGUAUGGGUUGGAUGGCUGCCUGCUGAUCACUGGGGCUCUCUCUCUAAACAUCCUACCUUGUGGCAGCCUGAUGAGGCCUCUGCCGGUGGUCCAGAAGCCCGAUCCGGAGAAGGUUCCGGAUCAAUACCUCCUUUAUCUCAAAAAAGAGAAGGCCUCCCAUGAAGAACACGCCACCACACCCGAGAAGGCCCAGAGUGAGGGGAAAGGGGAGAACCAGGGGCCACUCAGCAACCACCAAGCGAACGGACUCCCAGUUCACAGCCAGCUGCUCUUGGCCGCCUCAAGAGAGGCAGACAGCUACCCGAAGAAAGUGGCAGAACAAACUUACCUGUGCAAACAACUGGCUAAGCAGAAAUGGGGCCUGUAUUUGAAGUACUGGGAGGACACCCUGAGCCUUUUUCAAAACAAAGUCUUUUCUGCCCUCUUCCUUGCCAUCUUCCUCUUCGACGUUGGCAGCUUCCCUCCUUCCUUGCUCAUGGAGGACGUGGCGAGGAGCUCAAAUAUCACGGAGGGGGACAGCGUCGUCCCUCUGAUCUCCAUCAUCGGCAUUAUGACUGCUGUGGGGAAGCUGGCCCUGGGCGCCUUGGCGGAUGUAGACUGGAUCAACGCUUUGUAUCUCUACGUCCUGACGUUGAUCUUGAUGGCGGGAGCCCUGGUGUUAAUCCCCUUUGCCCAGAGCUACAGCACUCUGGCAAUCCUUUCGGGGGUUUUAGGGUUCCUGGCGGGAAACUGGUCGAUUUUCCCUUAUGUCACAACCCAGACAGUGGGGAUCGAGAAACUGACCCACGCCUAUGGCAUAUUGAUGUUUUUCGCUGGGCUUGGGAACAGCCUUGGACCCCCAGUCGUAGGUUGGUUUUAUGACUGGACUGCUUGUUAUGACGUGGCUUUCUACUUCAGUGGCCUGUGUGUGCUCUCCGGAGGACUUCUCCUCCUGGUGGCUGUGCUUCCCUGUUGGCCUGGGACAAACCCUACCGUUGGCCCAAACUCCUAUUCCUCCACAGCUGCCUCCCGAGUGUAAAGGGAAUAGUUGCUGCUGUUUUUAUACCGAGACUUUUAGUAACUUUUGCAUCUAUUUAUAAAGGUUUUUAAGACACUUUUGAUACUUCUUUCCAAACACUUGGACCUUGGAGCCAAAACAUCAAGUCCUGGCCGUGGCAGCUUAAGUUCCAACAACACGCCGAGGCCUUCUGCUUUGCCAUUGCCCAUCAUUAGCCACACGCUGCUUGUGCCUAGGAGUGACAAUGCCGGAUUGUAACUGACCAAGAGACUUUGAAGGUGUGGUGAAGCUGAGCUCUUGAGAUGGAGCUUCUCUUGGCGAGCAUCCCACGAGGCUGAGUGUGCAAGCCGGGGCAAGUGUGCAAAUCGUUGGGAUCUAGAACCGGUAUAUUCAGCCUCCUGAAUGAGGUUCUUCUUCUCAUUCACCUUGUAUCAUUACUACAGUUUUGCUAGGUAUUUUCUGGUGCAACCGAUGUAUUUUAUACUCAUUGACAUGUAAUAUUUGUACUUAAUUUUGUCCAAGUUGGCACAGUACUUCUUCCCUCUUUAGGAAUCUUAAUAAUAUCGCUUGGUAAGGGGUGGUGGAGGAAAUACACCACCCUGAGUGUUGUGAAAGUGACCGAAGAUCCUGUUUUCUCUGAGGAAUCUGGUGAGUUGCCAAAAGAUUCCAUGAUCUAUGAAAUAAACAGCACAAGAAUGUAGCAUUUAAUACCAAUGAAGAUGUUGGAUGGCGAAAAAAAAGGUUACUGCAUCUUGCAUUAGGAACUGUUAAAAUGAUUCAACUGAAAUCUAUAAAGCCAAGGAAUAAAUACAAUUUAUUAAAGAAACCACCAAUUGCAGAACUGAAA
Molecule: messenger RNA, 2482 nt
Organism: Pseudonaja textilis
Lineage: Eukaryota; Metazoa; Chordata; Lepidosauria; Squamata; Elapidae
Source: RefSeq, a predicted model, not a curated record